AUGUUUUUGAAGCACAUAGAUCUAACUACUGCUUUACGACCGUCUUAUUUGCCGGAUGAGAUCCUACUCUUUGUUCAGGAUAAUGUCGGGCUCUAUGAGGGAAAGCUGAAGCUUCCCAAUCAGCAAAAUGGUCAAGUUUAUCUGACCUCUCAUCGCAUCUGCUAUGUUGAUAAAGCCGAGCCUAGAACAAACUCCUUGGCUCUAAAUCUUAAAGACGUUGACCGAUAUGAGUUCUACGCAGGCUUUCUGAAGUCGUCACCAAAAAUCACCAUAUUCCCCAAGCCUUUGAAGCGUUCAUCACUACAUAUUCGGGCUUUAUCCAGUGCAACUUCUCCUUCAAGAAAUAGCUCGGCCUCCCCUGGGUCAAGGGACGGCCCUUAUCGGCCACCUCAAGAAUCUGCUCCCUCUACUACGGCUACUUGGGUCUGCACCAUUUGCAGCUUCUCGAACCCGAUACCCGUGAACUUUGACCCCUCCACAGCAAAUUCUCACACCCCCUUACCGCCAUGUCUUGCCUGCGGGAUCAAGCCAACAUUGGCACAUAUUCUGAAAGCCGCCAUCAACAAUGCCAGUCAACGUGCUGCGCCAUCAAUCAAUGUUCCGUCGAGCCCUAGCCGGCCGUCGUUUCAACAGCGUGAGCCGGGUCACUCUUUGCCAUCAAGCUCUCAGGGCACUAUUCAUCACAAUUCCAGCAAAAGCUAUGAGCAAGCUACGGCAUCUUCCGCCGCUGAUCCAGGGGCGUCAUUUCCGUGCCCCCGUUGCACAUUCUCAAACCAUCCGUCCUUGCUUGCCUGCGAGAUGUGCGGUGCGCCGCUUCUGUCACAAAAUUUACCCAGCAUAGCAUCCGAGUCUCCAACGAUUCGUACGGAAUCUCCAGGUCCUGUGCACGAAACUCCUAUCAAGGCACAAUCAGGAAUCGAUGUUGCCGAGAGUAUCAAGCUUUCGUUCCGAAGCGGAGGUGUCCAGAUUUUUUAUGAACGGUUAAAGGGCGCGAUAACGCAGAGGAAGUGGUUGCUACAGAAUGCUCCUCCAGUUCCUAAGAGUGGAAGAGGUUCGGAGACCAACGGGGGAGCUGGCUCGUCUGAUUUGCCCGCCGGAAAUAGAACCAAGACAGCGGGUAUUGCUGGCCUGGAACAGCUUGGUCUCAACAUGCAUAAGAACAACGAAAUGUUGAUUGGUAGUGCGUUUGAAGAUCUUGAAGCGUUAAUGUCUUCAGCAAAGGAAGUUAUUGCCCUUGCGGAGCGAUAUGCCCGCCAAACGAAUGGUGCCAGUGGCGGUGCCUCAGCAGAAGAAAAUGCCAUCCUGGCAGAAUCUGCGAGCCAAUUAGGUCUAGUGACAACAAAGGACAUAGUUGCUGGCGGAAGCUCUGAAUCUCUUUACAUAUCAGAACUAUCUCGGAAUCUCGCCGAGUUCCUGGCCGACGACUCCAGGGGCGUAUUGAAACGUGCUGGUGGCAUCAUCACCCUCGUUGAUUUGUGGGCCAUGUUCAACAGGGCAAGAGGCGGCGUCGAGCUCGUCAGUCCCAUGGAUUUUGAAAAAGCUGCUCGUCUAUGGGAGAGUCUAAAGCUCCCAGUCAGACUGCGGACUUUCCGAAGCGGCGUCAUGGUCGUGCAAGGUAGGGACCGAACCGACGAGACUACCAUCAAAGCCCUCCUUUCUUGGCUGCAGGAUCUACAUGAAUUUCCUCCAGAACGGGAAGUUACUUGGGACUGGAGAGAAUUUGGACGUGGUGUGACAGCCUUGGAGACAGCAGAACGAUUUGGAUGGAGCAUUGGCGUUGCCGAGGAGGAGUUAGUGAUGGCAGAGGAACACGGCGCUUUGUGUAGAGAAGAAGGGCUGGAGGGCUUAAAGUUUUGGAAGAAUUAUAUAGAUACUGGAGAUAUUCCUCCACCAAAGAGCAAGGCCAGGCUCGAAGAAGAGGCUAUUGUGAAGGCACUAAAGGAUAGUGGAUUCUUAUAA
Pochonia chlamydosporia 170 is the source of this 1959-nucleotide messenger RNA. RefSeq names its product vacuolar protein sorting protein. Gene Ontology annotation, biological process: protein transport to vacuole involved in ubiquitin-dependent protein catabolic process via the multivesicular body sorting pathway. Gene Ontology annotation, cellular component: ESCRT II complex; late endosome membrane. The record is from RefSeq and is a predicted model, not a curated record. NCBI's taxonomy places the organism in Eukaryota, Fungi, Ascomycota, Sordariomycetes, Hypocreales, Clavicipitaceae. The transcript is spliced from 2 exons. Gene Ontology annotation, molecular function: phosphatidylinositol-3-phosphate binding; ubiquitin binding. The coding region runs from base 1 to 1959 and encodes 652 amino acids.